AUGGAGUCAGACACACUGUCUGCGCGAAGGGAGAGAUCCCGGCUGUCGUCGUCUGCCUUUCCUCGACAAGGAUGGCCCCGAGUGUCUCCGUCCCACGCGCCCCCAGUUGUCAACGCUUCAGAUCCCUCACAUCUGGCAUAUCCGCGAAACUACGAGUCUGCCGCUGAAGAGUCAGACCGGGCAUAUCGUACGACGGCUUUGCGCCAACUGACUGGAAACCCGAGACCUCUGUCCCGCACUAGUUGGGCUGAUAACCCUGGCUCCGAACGGCGGUCGUCGACUUUGCCUACGCGGCCGGUGCUGGUGAGGGCUUACUCUGGCGAUGCGGGAGAUAACUCCUCUCAAUCAUCUGCUAUGUCCGCGCGCCGAUUCUUUCCAUUUACUGGCUCCAGGGGCGCGGCUUCUGCUCAACCUCAACCUCAGCCGGAUCUGAUACUCCCGUCAGAUAAGGACUUCAGUAUCGAGAGCAUACUGCAGGCGAUUGAACCUGAUAUCCGUGGCACUCUGGAGUCCAUCGCCGAGAUCUGUGGCCGUAGCAAGCUGAGUCUUGCCAAUGAAUAUGGAAGUCACAUCGCACCUUUGGGUGAGAUAUGUGCUCCGCCGGGGGGUCUAGGACCUGUCGAGGAAGCCAGUCUUAGCGAGGAACAGCGGUCCGCCGACAACGUGGUUGUCCAAGAUGAAGAUAUCAAUAUAGCAGAUACUGGCCGGGAUAUGCAGCCAUUCUCGUUCCAUCGGUACUUGGAAAAUUCACGGCAUACUGCAUCCAUGCUCGAACAGAAUGGUGCAUCCCAUCCAGCUGGCACUGGGCAGCCAGAUCCCCUGAUAUCUCCUGCAAUGAACCCUCAACCAGGAUCAAGCAUGGACAUCGGUCUGGAUACCUUGCCGCUUAGACGUGAAUUUGCAUCAAGGCCCAAGAAUGGUGGCCGUGAUUUACUCGCCAAGAGCGCCGUUCCUAGCAAUAUGGUACAGCAAGUACCAAACAUCGCCACUCCAGCUCUGGUCUCUGAGGUUCAUCUGGAUGCAAGGGCUGACGGUCGCUCUUCUAACGAACCUCAUCUGCCUCCCAAAGCUUCCCUCGAUGACGCACCGAUUAUGAGAACCCCAGGGCCAGAACUCAUUCAAUCUCUUCUUGGUUGGCUAAAAUGGCCUGCAGGUAUUGCUGGGCCAGAUUCUCGUCCUGCUUUACAGUCAGCUGAGGGUCGCUUGCGUGCUAUGCUUGAUCAUGCCGGGAAUCAGGAUGCUGUUCCGGCUAUGCUUUGA
Molecule: messenger RNA, 1260 nt
Organism: Penicillium canescens
Lineage: Eukaryota; Fungi; Ascomycota; Eurotiomycetes; Eurotiales; Aspergillaceae
Exons: 1
Coding region: 1-1260 (419 amino acids)
Source: RefSeq, a predicted model, not a curated record